Molecule: messenger RNA, 1833 nt
Organism: Fonsecaea nubica
Lineage: Eukaryota; Fungi; Ascomycota; Eurotiomycetes; Chaetothyriales; Herpotrichiellaceae
Exons: 7
Coding region: 1-1833 (610 amino acids)
Source: RefSeq, a predicted model, not a curated record
AUGCGGCAAGUCUUUCGCACGAAGGGAUGUUUUACGGCGCCAUAUCCGCCAUCAGCAUGGAGAAUCCGCUUUCCAGAAGAUGAACCCGCGUUCAAGACGAAAGAGCUGUCUUCGUUGCGCGCUGAAUGCGGCAAGAGUGGAUUGCUCUGCCAGUAUAAUUUCGAGCCGUCCUCGAAGAACACAGAGUCGAAUGGAUACGAUAGGCAACAACCUGGAAAAGAGCAGGCCCCUCGGUCGCCUCCCAAACGUGCCAGACUAGAGAUCGAGGAAACUGGGACUUCUGCUGGACGACAGAUGACAUCCACGGCGCCAACUCAGACUCAAAAACCAUCCAGUCUGGAGAAUCAUUCAAGCCCAGAGUGGGGGUUCACCUGGAAUCGCGAAUCUAAUAGUGUCGAUAUGGAUGGCCUCGCACUCGUAUGUCAACCUGAUGGUUCAUUCGGACAGCAAACCGCCAUAACAUCUCAUCGCGAUCACAAUGAUAUCAACCGGACAAGUGAAAACCGUGGCGUGGACAGUCAUGGUCUUUUCACGCCCCUCGGGCUUGACUCUGGGUUGACUAGACACCACGACACUGGCCUAAAACGAUCCGGACCGGAGCAGCUGUCUUCAGAACACUGGGAUCUUCUUUUUGAGAUGGAGGACCCUCAGCCUGUGGACCUCACAUCUCACGGAACGUCCGAAUGCCAAAUGCCCAACAUGUCGGAUGAAGGGUUUCCGGAUUUUACCAUCAUGCCAGAAGAUCUAGUCACCGCGGGCGGUGAAUUCCAUCAGCCGUCUAGAACGCUACUUCAACCUCGCCAACCGUCGAGUGAAUUCUUACAAGGUCCAGAGAGCCUACCAAACCAUGAACGCACACCAGAACCGUCCGUUACAAAUGCGCCCAGUCUUGUUUACGAGGAGAUAUACAGAUCUAUUAGUGGUCCCAUAGAGCUUCUCGGGUCUGAGGGUGGCAGCGAGCCCGCCAUUGAACUAGAACAAAGUCUGGCUAGGAGGAUUUAUCGAGUCAUGCAGCAGACCUCUCUUGGUCAAAGUGGACUGGCCGCCGACGUUCCUUCUACAUUCCCGAGCUCAGUUCAGCUCUCGGCCUUCUGGGACUUGUACUUUCUCUACUUUGACAGGCAUUGUCCCAUCCUACACCGACAUUUGGUGAACCCGGUGUCCUGUUCACCCCUAAUUGCGGCAGUUGUCACUGUGGUGGGGGCCAACUAUGCGGAUUCUGCCCAAAGUCGACUGUUUCAUCAACAAGGAAUUCAUAAGCUCGGUGAACUCUUACAGACUUCAGCCGACUGCGAAGGGCAUGAUCGAAACGUCGAAGGAUCCGUGCUGGCCGCGAUAAAGAAUGGGAACGACCUUGAACUGCACCACCGCUGGCUUGCGUGGGUCGAGGGGGAGACUUCGCGGCGACUCGCAUGGGCUUAUCUGGCAGCAAACUAUCUGGCAUCUGUGUUCCUUCACGACCGAGUUCUGCCCGAUCUCGAGGCACCGACUCUGCAAAUGCCUUGUGAGGAUAUUUUGUGGGAGGCAGAAAACACGAAUGUCUGGUCGAGUUGUUUCCCCUGGUCACACACUCCACCAAUCCAACUUCCAUUCCGAGCCACUCUUCGAGGACUCCUGCACCAAACCAUCGCACUGAGGGAUGUUUCACGCUUCGGGCGCCUCGUCUGUGCAGCCCUGCUCCAUUACGAGCUAUGCAGAGGGUCGUCUAGCGACGAAGUCGAACAACGGAAAAGCACCGCACACCUCUUCAGCGACGGCGGGAACGAGCAAAUGCUUAGGUUGGCAGCUGAUCUGGCAGACUCUUUCAAGAGGGAUAUCAGGGCCCAGCUCUGA